AAUAAAAACACUGUAUGUCAAGUUUGAGUGAGUGAUUCUUCGACGUGAUCGAUCAUCAAUUCAUCAGCGAUCAAUUUAUUUUUUUAGUCAUAUUGACAUUCUUCGAUUUGUCAAUUUGGAAUUUCUCAAACGUACAAAAAAUUAUACGAUAAUGGAGAAGGCAAAACCGAGUAAGAAAAAAGCGUAUUAUAAAAAGGCAGAUCAAGGAACUGCACAGAGCGGAAAAAAUACUUCAAACUUGAAAUCAGGCUCAAACAGCGGUGCCAACAAUUCACGUCAUUUCGAUCCACACGUUUUGGACGAUAAAACAAGCUUCGUCAAAAGAUCUCUUCAACAACCAACAUCACGUUUAGCUGAUCUCGAUGAGAUAUGGCAGGAUACACACGUUGGUCAGGACUUCGAAACUCUCGUCAAUGCUCCUCUCUCAGCUGAUGGACAUUUCAUUUUUAAAUCCGAAAAAAAUUGGACCUUGGAUUCCUCUAAAUAUGAUGAUUUUUUCACGGUCGACAUAAAGGACUUGGCUACCAUAAUUCAAUGUAUUCCAUACAAUCAAUAUGUUCAAGUUGACAAUAAGUAUUUCACCAAAGAUGAGCUCACAGACAUAAAUAACACAGCAGAAAAAGGGAAAAAAGCCUACUACCUGAUGUUGGAGGAGACAAAACAGAAAAUUGUUGAGAGAGCCAAUGAGGCUUAUAAUUCACAAAGAAACAGCAGUCGUGAAGAUUACAAGAAUGUUGUCACAGAGGAAGAAUACCCCAGAGAAGAGGCUGCAAAUUCUCUCGACAUGGAAGAAGAUCUUGAAUUCUUAUUGUCUCUGAAAGAGCCUGUGAGGACUCAUCCUGUCAGCCUAGGCUCGACCACCAAAAACACAGAAGAAACAAAACCAAAAAAUCUCCCUGUUGCAACAAAGUCCAUAGAUCUUGAAAAAUGGCUGGAUUUGGUUCUGGACGAUUGAUGUGUAAAAAAAUCGUUGUAUUUUACAUAGUUAAUAAAUAGUCUAUUUUUAUUCUUA
Venturia canescens is the source of this 1012-nucleotide messenger RNA. It is a transcript of the gene Aven, whose product is annotated as Apoptosis and caspase activation inhibitor. The record is from RefSeq and is a predicted model, not a curated record. Bases 152 to 955 code for a protein of 267 amino acids. Gene Ontology annotation, biological process: negative regulation of G2/M transition of mitotic cell cycle. Lineage: Eukaryota; Metazoa; Arthropoda; Insecta; Hymenoptera; Ichneumonidae. The transcript is spliced from 4 exons.